AUGUCUGUGGCGGGAUCCCUGCCUCUGUCCUGCCGCGCCCGAACAUGUCCACUGAUUGUUGAUUGUGCCACUACAAUUCCUCUUCCCUCCAUCGACGGCCCUAUCCACGCGCGCCUCAUCAAUUUCGAGCAAGCAUUCCUCCAGACUGACCAGCCGCCACUCGCAAAAGUCCGGACGCCCUUGGUUUUCCGAGUUCCAGAGACACUGCUCGACACGACGUGGGACCUGCGCAUAGAUAUCGGGUCUCUGGGAUGUACCAUCUUCGAAUUCGUCACGGGGCAGCCGUCGUUCGACAAUUUCAUGCCGAGAAAGGCGCCCUUGGUCUUGGAGUGGAUCGCGAAGAAUCCCUUGGGCGGGUAA
Molecule: messenger RNA, 360 nt
Organism: Fonsecaea nubica
Lineage: Eukaryota; Fungi; Ascomycota; Eurotiomycetes; Chaetothyriales; Herpotrichiellaceae
Exons: 1
Coding region: 1-360 (119 amino acids)
Source: RefSeq, a predicted model, not a curated record